Messenger RNA from Podarcis muralis (Common wall lizard), 2103 nucleotides. Its product is annotated as pulmonary surfactant-associated protein D-like. NCBI's taxonomy places the organism in Eukaryota, Metazoa, Chordata, Lepidosauria, Squamata, Lacertidae. The record is from RefSeq and is a predicted model, not a curated record. Gene Ontology annotation, cellular component: multivesicular body.
GAUAAACACAGAGAACGCUGGGGUGCCACCAAUAUUGAAACAAAAUUUGGACUUGAAGAAGGCAUGGGAUUCCUUUGGACUUUUGGCUUCCUUAUCUUGCCGGCGGCAUUCUCACAAAGCACAAUCCCCACUGCAGGCAAGGACAACACGUGCCCUUUCAUUCUUGGAAUGCCUGGGAGCAAUGGAUUGCCGGGUCCCGCAGGAGAGAAGGGUGAUCAAGGACCCCAAGGAAUUCAGGGACCUCCAGGAAAAGCUGGGCCUCAAGGCGAUAAAGGAGAUCGGGGUCUAGUAGGUGAAAGAGGACCAAAGGGAGACCAUGGAGCAAGAGAACUUCAGCAACUGGAAUCUGAAGUGGCCCGUUUGAAAGAACAAGUGGAGGCUCUGAGAAACGCUAUGCUCAGGAACCAAAAUGCUCAUUUAUUCCCAAAUGGCCGAAGUGUUGGUGAGAAGCUAUUCAAAACCGACGGCUCCCAAGGCAGCUUUGAGGCAGCCAAAGCGACCUGCUUCCAGGCCGGUGGUCUGCUUGCUUCUCCGAGGUAUUCUGCAGAGAACGCAGCCAUCCAGCAAAUAGUUGCUCGUCACAACAAGGCAGCUUAUCUGGGAAUGAACGACUUGCAGUCAGAAGGCACGUUUGCCCACCUGGACGGCAAUGAAGUCAAUUACACCAACUGGGCAAGCGAAGAGCCAAACAAUGCUGGCGGGAAGGAGGACUGCAUUGAAAUAUUUCAGGAUGGCAAGUGGAAUGACAAGUCCUGCACAGAAAGACGGUUAAUAGUGUGCGAGUUUUAAUCUUGGCUGCCAACUUCUGCCCAGUCGCAAGAUAUGCAAGAUCUCUGAUCGUAUUUGGGAAUAUCCAGUGCGAAACCUGUUAGGGAAUGGGGACUAUCCACUGGCCCCCAGUUCCUGUACAAAGCAAGAAACCAUCUCCUCCACUCUGUCUGUAUUUUGACAUAGUCCUCUUUUUACGCAACUCAGGCAUCCAUUUCAAGAGACACAACCCACACUAGCCUGUUUGCUCAUUACGGUACCAUCUUGCUCCUCACUCUGAAGCCACACAACGCAAUAGCAAACCCAUGCAUUUCCACUUGCUCAUUCCAUCUGCGAUUUCCACUUGUUCAUUCCAGUAUUGUUUUUCCCUAACCUGAUUUAUGACCUCUGAACACUGGGAGUGACUUAACCUGCAGAAUCAGUUGGGAAAUCUUUCUGUCCCUCCUCCAUUUUUGGCAUUGAUUUCCACCAUUUCCUGGCCUUUCACUUUCUGAAAUCUCAGGUACUUCACCAACUUCCCCUCAUUAUUGUUCCAGUUGUUAUGGAACAACAUUUUUCUUUUGCAUUUCCCCCAGGGAUAUUCCAAAUGUGUACUUAUGCAGGUGUGUACAAUACAGUGUCCUACGUGCACAGAGCCACGCACCUCUGCUUCUUCUCAUUUAAUUUUUGUUACUUUAAAUAUGUGGCACAAAUAGCCACACAGGCAGUAGCAGAAAACCUGGCACUGGGAGAGCUGGUGUCACUGUGUUCACUGUUACAGAAUCCUUCCCCAACACCUUCAAAGACUACAUACCUUUUAACAUUACUCCAAUGAAAAUAGGGAACUCCUAAAGAGAAGCAGGAUAUUCUGGGAUCAAAUCAGAAACCAGGACAGCUUCUGUAAUCUGGGACUGUCCCUGGAAAUAGGGGCACUUGAGACUACCAGUUGGCAAAAAUGUAUCUAUACAUUUGCACUAAUGCGACUCACAAUAUUGCAAAAACUGUGCUAAGCGGGUACCACCCACUUUGCCUUCUCCCUAAUGUUCUCGUUUUCUACUUGUAUGGAUUUUUAAAAAGAAAGGAUGGAGGAAUUUUUUUUUUAAAUGACCCCAUGAAGUGGUAACUAUUUUACUACUUCAGAUGCAGGGAAAGUUGACUUUUGCCAACUUCGUGCUCAAAUUCUACCAAAAUUGAAGUAGUGGGUGCAGAAUAAAACUUGCAAACUAAGGACUCAGCUAGAUUGGUAAAAAAGGUGUUUUAUAUGCGUUGUAUAUGCGAUAUAACACUAUGGCACCAGAUGGCGCUGUCGAGUCCCAUCCUUUCCAACUGGGUUUCCUUGUAUAAGUUAACAAAAGA